UAACACGUAUUACAAAAUACAAGAUGCAGUUUUAAGAAAUGGCUCCAAAAGAGACGGAUUAUUUAAAAAUAGCUCAUCAAAGAGCUAUUGAAAAGAAAACUCAUGUCAGCUUCCCUCAACUAAAGUACCCAUCACUGAGAGACAAGGGUUUGAGAGACCCUUUCCAAUGGCUACAGGGGAAAUCAAUGGACGACGGCGCGGAAGGGUUGUGGAGAGUGCAUGAUGGGUUGUACGAUUUAGAGGAGUUUAUGGAGACUCACCCGGGUGGAUACGAGUGGUUGGAACUUACCAAGGGUACAGAUAUAACUGAAGCAUUCGAAUGUCACCAUUUAAGGCCCAUCGCAGAAAAAACUUUAGCACAAUUUUAUGUUCGAGAUGCCAAAACUCCGAGAAACUCCCCAUUCACUUUCAAAGAAGAUGGUUUCUAUCGCACUCUUAAGACACUUGUGAAUGAAGAAGUUAAGAAAGUUCCAAAAGAUGUACCGAAGUACACAGAUAUGCUGACCGAUGGAUUGGUUGUAUCAUUGUUCUUGGCUUCAGCAUUGUGUUGCUGGGCUACUAAUUAUUGGCUUCAAAUCGGAUCCUAUCUUGUUGCAUCUGUCUCACAAGCCUGGCUAGUGGUUGCUGCUCACAAUUAUAUACAUAAAAGAGCAAAUUUGAGGAUGUAUUAUUUUAAUAUAAGCUUAUGGUCCUACAGGGAAUUUAGAGUAUCUCAUGCACUUUCACAUCACCUAUUCCCCAAUACUUUAAUGGAUCAGGAAGUGAGCGGAUUUGAACCACUGAUUUUUUGGAAUCCUAGAAAAGAUGUUCCGUUUCACGCCAAAUUUGGAUUUUUGAUUCAAUUUAUUGUCUUUCCAUUCGUUUUAAUUGCGAAUUGGACUAAAAGGAUGAUAAUUAUCUUAAGUCGAGAUGGAUUUUCUACAAAAAAUCGUAUCUACUGGCAUGACUUUAUUGGUUUCUUGCUGCCAUUAUGGAUGUAUAUCACAAGUGGUGUCAAUUUCUAUGACGUGAUAACUACAUGGCUCAGUAUCAAUUGUAUGGGCAGUUUCGUUCUCUUCGUCAUAGGAGCUAAUGCCGCGCACCAUCAUCCAAGUAUUUUCAAAGAUGGCGACCAAGUUAGUGAAGCCACCGUCGACUGGGGCAUGCAUCAGCUCGAGGCAGUGAUGGACAGACCAAUCAUAAACAGCAGUCACUUCAGAACGGUGACUUUCUUCGGUCACCACGCUCUACAUCAUCUGUUCCCAACCUUGGACCACGGUGUAUUACUACACCUGUACCCGGCAUUUUUGAAGCAUUGCGAAAAAUACAAAGCCAACUUUAGACUGAUGUCACAACUAGAACUAUUCAUAGGUCAGCUUAAAAUGACAAUGAUAACUGAACCAAGAGUUUUGUCUGAAAGAUAACCUGCGAAUAUUAUUAA
This is a messenger RNA of Bicyclus anynana (squinting bush brown), 1420 nucleotides long. RefSeq names its product cytochrome b5-related protein. Gene Ontology annotation, biological process: lipid metabolic process. Bases 39 to 1403 code for a protein of 454 amino acids. Gene Ontology annotation, cellular component: mitochondrion. The record is from RefSeq and is a predicted model, not a curated record. NCBI's taxonomy places the organism in Eukaryota, Metazoa, Arthropoda, Insecta, Lepidoptera, Nymphalidae. Gene Ontology annotation, molecular function: heme binding. The transcript is spliced from 5 exons.